Messenger RNA from Tilletiopsis washingtonensis, 1780 nucleotides. RefSeq lists its product as hypothetical. The record is from RefSeq and is a predicted model, not a curated record. NCBI's taxonomy places the organism in Eukaryota, Fungi, Basidiomycota, Exobasidiomycetes, Entylomatales. The coding region runs from base 123 to 1730 and encodes 535 amino acids. The transcript has a single exon.
GGGGCAAGCUGCGCGACUCACGUUUCCAGCGGCUGAGUGCGCCGGCCGGCCUUGCGGAGGAAAGCCUCAUAAGCGGCGCUGUCUCCAGCAGUAGCCGCCGCCGUGCAACCUCUACCCGCACCAUGUCCCUCCCCCACAGCCUCCGCUGGACCAUCUGCGCCGCAAUCGCACUCGUGUGCGCUUCGGCCGUGCGCGGCAUCCUCGCUGCGCCGCAGCCGCAGGCGCUCACCAUUGACGCCAGCAAGUUUGCCAGCGCCGCGGAGCUGGAGCGCGACGUCGACGCCAUCUGCUCCGGCGGCCUGCGCAUGCCGGGCGGCAAGCUGCACAAGCAGAAGGUCGCCUGGUUCGAGGGGCAGCUCAAGGCGAUCCCCGGCGUCACGCUCUCGUCGCACGAGUACGGCCUCACCAGCUGGGAGCCGCUCGAGGGCCAGACGCUCGAGCAGGCCGGCGGCCUGCGCGUCGACGGCGCGUCGCUCGACAUUGCCAGCGCCAUUGCAUACUCAAAGCCAACGGGCGCCAAGGGCGUCACAGCGCCACUCGUAUUCCUGCCGAGCGGCACCCCCAUCACGGCAGACAACGCCGCGGGCAAGGUCGUCGUGCGCGACAUUGACUACAGCAACGUGCUGCCGUACGGCGUGGUGCUGGUGCCGUCCUACAGCAACACAGGCGACUUCACCUCGGUGCUGCUGAAGAGCUACAAGCGGCCCGCGACGGCGCCGCAGCUGCUCGCCGACAUGCUCGCCGCCGGCACGGCGGGCGCCGCAGGCGUCGUGACGGCGUACGACGUGCCGCGCAGCUACAUGCGCUCCGCCUUUACGCCGCACGACGGCACGAUGUACCGUGUGCCGGGCGUCUUCGUCGGCGUCGACGAGGGCGCGACACUCAAGGCGGCGGCCAGGCGCGGCGCCAGCGCCACGCUGCGCGUCGAGGCGCAGGUGUACCGCACCACGACGCGCAACCUGUACGCCACGCUGCCGGGCCAGUCGCCCGAGACGGUCGUGUACGUGACGCACACCGACGGCGUCUCGUACGUGCAGGAGAACGGCGGGGCGGCGCUGCUGGCGCUGCUGCGCUACUUUGCUGCGCUGCCGCUGUCGCAGCGUGGGCGCACGCUGCAGUUUGCCUUCAACUCGGGCCACCUGCACCUGUCGCGCGAGGGCACCGACUUCUUCUCGCGCACCGUCGCCGACGGCCUGGCGUCCAACAACGUGACGCUCGUCGUGCCCGUCGAGCACAUGGCCACGCGCGAGGUCGAGCAGGUGGCGCGCGCCGGCGGGCAGCCCGGCUCCGAGCUGCGCUACACGGGCAAGGGCGAGGCGAUGCUGUGGUGCGUCGGGCCGAUGCGCGCCGUCGUCGGCGCCGUGCAGGCGGCCGUGGCGCGGCGCCGCCUGGACCGCACCAUCGUCACACGCGGCGCCGGGCUGCCGAACCCGGCCGUGGUGCCGAUGUACACAUCGUUCGCCGGGCUGGGCUCGUAUUUCCACACGCGCCUCGUGCCCACGACGGCGCUGAUCAGCGGGCCGUGGACGCUGUGGGCGCCGUCGUGGGGCAAGGGUGCCGUCGACUUUGCACGCAUGCGCGCCCAGACGCUGGCGCUGGGCGACGUGUACUUUGGCGUGGCCGGCGCGGCCAAGGCGGACAUCGACGCCGGCUACGCGGCGUACCGGCGGCAGCGCGACGCGGGCACGCCGCAGUUCGAGCUCUUCGUCCCGCCCGAGUCGGCGCCAUGACACGCCGCGCCUGCUGCGCUGUGUGUUGCUCCAAUGUAUCUGAUGCCUGC